AUGGCACCUACACAACAACCGAUUGUAGAGGAGCGAAGCUCUUCGGACACUACAGCUUCGUCAAUCAAAAGCCCUCGGAUGGCUCGCUUUGUGGAAGCAACGACGGUGCAAUCCCCCACUGGCCCUGCUGACACCAGGCAGUCACCGUUCGCAGACCCUCCCGGUCAGUCCCAGACACCCCCUGAUGUGUCCGACGUUGGCUUUGGAUAUGUUGCUGCAAAUGAUCCAGUGCAGCAUGCAUCCCAUCACCAACUACCAGCUUCACCACUCAAAAGUGCUCUAAAGGUCCCCGGAACACCUGGACGCACACUAAAUCCACUCAGCCCAACGUUUCGUGAAGAGUUUUAUGUGGAGAAGGAAGAGAAGUCUGCAGAGAAGGAGAAUGCUAGAGAUCUGCGAAUUAAACUCCGCGUCCGAGUGGCUAAGAUGUUCUUGCGUUUCGUGAAUUUUGGCUGCAGUCUGAUAGUGGUCACAAUCUUAGCAUUGACUCUGUUCGUCUUCCAUUCCACUAAAUCACUGCCUUCUAGGGGGGGGUUCCCUGCCUGGGCCAAUGGCACCAAUCCGUGGACUCAGUAUUUGCUCCUUUCAGUGGCAUGCAUCUCGUUGUUUGCUUGCCUUAUCGUAUUUUGGGGCUACUGGAAGGGCGGCCACAAGCGUGCUGAAAAGCUCACAGUUUACUAUCAAACAAUUGCAGUGUGCUUCUUCAUGUUCAGCCUUGUAAUGUGGAUUGUCGCAGCAGCGCUUUACCAGAAUGAAAAAGCCAAUGGAAACAGCCAGGACCUUUGGGGUUGGUCCUGCAAGAAGAACACAAGGGAAACAUUAUUUCAUAACGAUAUUGACUAUGCCCUCCUUUGUCGGUUGCAGGACUGGGGCUUGGUGUGCGCUAUUAUUGAAGUUGUCCUCGAGGUUCUGGUCAUCCUUAUCUAUGCGGUUGUGUUCUAUCGGUUCUGGACCAAGAGACGUCUUAUGAAGUCGAUGGACCGUCGUGACAAGGCUAGAUCCGAUCUGUACCUUGCCCAGCUCCGUCUUCAGUCAGCGCCCAAUACACCUGGAUUUCCGCUCGCCCAAAAGACGCCUAUAAUAUCUACGACUGUUCCGCAAGAUCCCUAUUCAAUUGCUGAGAACGGCGAAUCAUGCUCCACCCAGUUUGCCACGCCUCGGUCUCCAACAAAGCCCCAGCCGACCUUCCAGUUGCAAGCACCUCCAAUCCGUGUACAACAAGCGACUCCUAAGACGGAUCAGAGGGAAUUCUUUGGCCCUAGUUCCGUUCCUACUGCUCUUGGGCCGGCAGCAAAUGUUAACCAACACAUGACUGCUGCGCCUGGCGAACGGACCUACGAUGCUGUGCCUAUUCCAAUGGCGUAUUCAAGUCCAAUGUCGCCCACGUUCCCUCAUGCCUCCCAUUAA
Aspergillus bombycis is the source of this 1407-nucleotide messenger RNA. RefSeq lists its product as uncharacterized. The record is from RefSeq and is a predicted model, not a curated record. NCBI's taxonomy places the organism in Eukaryota, Fungi, Ascomycota, Eurotiomycetes, Eurotiales, Aspergillaceae. The transcript is spliced from 3 exons. The coding region runs from base 1 to 1407 and encodes 468 amino acids.